AUGCACCUCCCUACUCUUGUCACUCUCGCCUGCAUGGCCGUUAGCGCCAGUGCAUUCCAUUACCCGGACUUUGUCCCAUUGCACCGUCGCCAGGAACCCGGUACGCCUGAAUACGAUUGCCAUGCAAACUGCGGGGGGGUAAUUGUUGCUGCUCGUAAAGACGGCUACUGCGAUACCGACACUUUCAAAACUGAGUUAUCUGACUGUCUCAACUGCGCCCUCAAGUACGACAUCUGGAAGUAUUACGGCGCGUCCGUUUCCAAGGCCGCUACUGGAUGUGGUGUGGACGCCACCCCUGUCGAAGCGUCCUCCACUACGACUACUGCAGCUGCUAGCGCCAGCGCUACUGAAACCGGAAGCCCAAUCACCUCAUCCGCGUCGUCCACUUCGACUGACACCGCUGCAACCACGGGUGUAACGUCUGCUGCUUCUAGUGCUGUGCCCAGCUCUAGCGGUGCGGCUAGCUCGACACCCGCGGCCUCUACCGUUGCUUCCUCUGCGACACCUUCCCAGAAUUCGACUGGUGGCGCUUCGCCAACUCUGGAUGUCUCGCCGUGGCGUUUUUGUAAAGGGAUCCUGACUCUUUCAUGUGAUGCUGCCAGGGGAAGUGGUCAGGCAAAAUCACAGAUUGUACUUUACUGUAAACAUCUAUCUCUAAUCACAUCGAAUAUGUAA
Messenger RNA from Aspergillus oryzae RIB40, 675 nucleotides. RefSeq lists its product as uncharacterized. Lineage: Eukaryota; Fungi; Ascomycota; Eurotiomycetes; Eurotiales; Aspergillaceae. The record is from RefSeq and is a predicted model, not a curated record. The coding region runs from base 1 to 675 and encodes 224 amino acids. The transcript is spliced from 5 exons.